AUGAAUGAAAAUAUGGAUGAAAAAAUGGAAGUCGAGAAUGAAAAGAGUGAGCACAAUUCUUUUAAAUAUCAGAAUUUUAAAUCACAAAGAACCAAGAAAAAUCGUCGUGGGAAAAACAAAUGGGUUGUAAAAGAGAAUAGAAUUGUUGACUAUAUUUCCUACGUAGAGGAAAAAAGGCAAGGCCUUUUACAAAGCGUUUUCUUUCAAGAAUUGCAAGAAAAAAUCAGCAAUAAACUUUUCCCCCCACAUCGACCAAAACUCGUGGAUAUUGUUUGUUAUGGAAUUGGAAGUAUCGAAAGAUCCACAACAUCGCAAUUUCAAUUUGCAUUCAUGUUAAUUUUGAAAAAUUUAUUUCAAAUAACAGGGAAAGCUUAUGUGUACGAUCCUGUCUUGACAUUAAUUGACUUGGACAUUCUUUCACAUUAUGAAAUAAGUAUAAUCGACAUUAACGAAAAAGCAAAGAGGAAAAUCACAAAUCAGACUCUUUUUUAUAUGCCACAUUGUCCAAUUGGAUUAUAUAAUAACGUGAUCGCGUCGAACUGGGAAAAAAAGAAGCUGGAAAAGAUAAUCCUUGUCGGAAACAGAUUAGAUUUUUAUAAUGAAGGUGUUCCUUUUCCAACGAUUCCGGCAAAAUAUAAUGAUGAUCAUCAUCUGAUACAAAUUCCAACUAAUAUAUUUAAUGAUUUAUGUUGGCAAUGGUUUCCAAGUGAUGGAGAAUUAUCGAAAUUAGAUGGAAAAGUUGAAUUUUGGACCUCAAAAACAACUACAUCGGAGGAUGUUCAUAAUUUGUAA
Messenger RNA from Funneliformis caledonium, 792 nucleotides. The record is from the annotation of a GenBank genome assembly. Lineage: Eukaryota; Fungi; Glomeromycota; Glomeromycetes; Glomerales; Glomeraceae.